AUCCGGCCCUGGCUCUCGCGUGAUCCCGGCCGGCUGCACGGUCCGGUGAGCCGGCGCCGCUGCAGCCCAUGGAGCUCGAGAACAUCGUAGCGAACACGGUGCUACUCAAGGCCCGGGAAGGUGAGGCAGCCCGGGAAGGUGGUGGUGGAAAUCGCAAAGGCAAGAGCAAGAAAUGGCGGCAGAUGCUUCAGUUCCCCCACAUCAGCCAGUGUGAAGAGCUGCGGCUCAGUCUCGAGCGUGACUACCACAGUCUGUGUGAGCGGCAGCCCGUUGGGCGCCUGCUGUUCCGGGAGUUCUGCACCACGAGGCCUGAGCUGACUCGCUGCAUUGCCUUCCUGGACGGGGUGGCCGAGUACGAGGUGACCCCUGAUGAAAAGCGGAAGGCAUGUGGGCGGCGGCUAAUGCAGAAUUUUCUGAGCCACACGGGUCCUGACCUCAUCCCUGAGAUCCCCCUGCAUUUGGUGACUAACUGUGCCCAGCGGCUGGAACAGGGGCCCUGCAAAGACCUCUUCCAGGAGCUGACCCGGCUGACCCAUGAGUACCUGAGCAUGGCCCCUUUUGCUGACUACCUCGACAGCAUCUACUUCAACCGUUUCCUGCAGUGGAAGUGGCUGGAAAGGCAGCCCGUGACGAAAAACACCUUCAGGCAGUACCGAGUCCUUGGCAAAGGUGGCUUUGGGGAGGUGUGUGCCUGCCAGGUGCGGGCAACGGGCAAGAUGUAUGCCUGCAAGAAGCUAGAGAAGAAACGGAUCAAGAAGCGGAAAGGGGAGGCCAUGGCCCUUAAUGAGAAGCAGAUCCUGGAGAAAGUGAACAGUAGGUUUGUAGUGAGCUUAGCCUAUGCCUAUGAGACCAAGGAUGCACUGUGCUUAGUGCUGACGCUGAUGAAUGGAGGUGACCUCAAGUUCCACAUCUACCACAUGGGCCAGGCUGGCUUCCCUGAAGCACGUGCUGUCUUCUAUGCUGCUGAGAUCUGCUGUGGGCUGGAGGACCUGCAUCGGGAACGCAUCGUAUACAGGGACCUGAAGCCAGAGAACAUCCUUCUGGAUGACCACGGCCACAUCCGCAUCUCUGACCUGGGGCUGGCUGUGCAUGUGCCUGAGGGCCAGACCAUCAAAGGUCGUGUGGGCACUGUGGGCUACAUGGCUCCAGAGGUGGUGAAGAAUGAGCGGUACACAUUCAGCCCUGACUGGUGGGCGUUAGGCUGCCUCCUGUAUGAGAUGAUCGCAGGCCAGUCACCCUUCCAGCAGAGAAAGAAGAAGAUCAAGCGGGAGGAGGUAGAGCGGUUGGUGAAGGAGGUGCCCGAAGAAUACUCUGAGCGCUUUUCCCCGCAGGCCUGCUCACUCUGUUCCCAGCUCCUCUGCAAGGACCCUACGGAGCGCCUGGGGUGUCGUGGGGGCGGCGCCCAGGAGGUGAAGGAGCACCCUCUUUUCAAAAAACUGAACUUCAAGCGGCUGGGAGCAGGCAUGCUAGAACCACCCUUUAAGCCUGAUCCCCAGGCUAUUUAUUGCAAGGAUGUUCUGGACAUUGAACAGUUUUCCACCGUUAAGGGUGUAGAACUAGAGCCAACCGACCAGGACUUCUACCAGAAGUUUGCCACAGGCAGCGUGCCCAUCCCCUGGCAGAAUGAGAUGGUGGAGACUGAGUGCUUCCAGGAGCUGAAUGUCUUUGGGCUGGAUGGCUCAGUUCCCCCAGACCUGGACUGGAAAGGCCAGCCGCCUGCACCACCCAAGAAGGGGCUACUGCAGAGAUUCUUCAGCCGCCAGGAUUGCUGUGGGAACUGCAGCGACAGUGAGGAAGAGCUCCCCACCCGCCUCUAGUCCCCAGCCUGAGGCCCCCACCAGCGGUUGGCGGUAGCAGCUACUCCAAGUGCUAUUUACAGUUUUGCACAGUGGUCUUCCCCAUUGUCCACUCAAGUCAUGGCCUAGGGAACACAGCCAGAGUUGUCCCCAGUAUCCUCUGGCCCUCAGCCCUUGGCUUGGCUGAGUUUGACAAAGUCUGGGCCAUCCCUGGGACAAAGGUGCAUCCCUUUAGCUCUUCUGUGGAGCUCUGGGAUUUCUGUAUUUAUGUAUUUGUACGAAUGUAUAUAGCAACCAGAGUGUUCUUAAUUCCUACCCUAGACCUGGUGCCCUGCUUCAGCCUCCAAGGCAGCCAGCUCUGGCUGGGAGAGUUAAGAGAUAGCAGAGAGGGCCAGGGAUUUAGCACAGUGGUUCUAGUGCCUGCCUUGCAAGCGCAAGGGCCCAAAUACAAUCCCCGGUACCAAAAAAAAAAAAGCCAAUGCCAAAAUUAAGGCUUCUCACACCCCACUCAGGAGGGGCAAAGCCAGAUCCCCGAACCCCCAGCAUUGUGCUGGCCACCACCAACCUCUGAGUAAGACUCAUGCCUGUCCCUGUUUUCCUGGGCUCAGGCUGCACUGACUAGGGCCCAGUAGUAUCCCUUUAUAGCAAUUGUCAGAGGCCCGUGCCAAGGUGUGAACAGAGAUUGGACUAACCAUGAGACCCAUUAGUUCACUGCCCAAGCUGAUCCACCUUGGUCUCCCUCUGCCUUCUAGCUCCCAGCUCACCUUGUCUCUUAUGCUGGGCCCUGAAGACACCUUUUUCAAAAAUGCUCAAGCCCAGGAGAGGUAGGGAUGUCCUUGGCCAACUCCUGACCAACAUUCCACAAUUCCCUCAUAAAAAAUAUUCACAUGUGCCCAGCAAUAAUCUGUCCCUCCCUGUGUGUGCCCAUGGGGAAUGUGUGGGUGUGGGUGUGUAUCUGUGUGAAGAGGGUAGGGUAAGGCUGUGCCUAUAACCUAACCCCAGCCCUGGUCCUUCCCAGACUGUGCUAGCCAUCCUGGUUCCCGUGUUAGGGUAGAAUGGGAUUACAGGACCCUGGUUUUUCCAUAUUUAAAGCUAAUUUUUAUUACUCAUUUUGUCCAAUGUAAGCUGCCACAUGUCUGUGUGAAUACAGUCCAAGCACAAACCUGGCCAGCUGCCCCACCUGCCUCUUUCUUGCUUCUGGUGUUCCAGGGGGUCUUCCUGCUUCCCUGGCCCAGCUGGAAGCAGGAAUGGAUUAGAGGUGGACCUGGCAGAGGAGGAUAAGGGGCUGCCUUUCCAAGGGUCAGGAGUCUUUAGGACUUACUGGGAGGCAGUAUUUCUAGGCAGCCAGACCUUGGUGGCCUUUGAGUUCACCCAGUGGGUUCCAUUGUUUCCUAAAUACAUGGCAUGAGAAAGAGAGCCUUGGGUACUGUAGUGUGGGUCUGUUUCUGACUGUGCUGGAGAGGCAGGCCUAGUUGGCCAGGCUUUAAGCUAUCUAAGGCCAAAAUGAUCUGGCUGCCAAAUGUGAACUUGGGAGUGGCCUGGGGAGCCAAGUGGGAGCUGCUGUUCUAAACACCUGCUACAGAUCUUUCUUUACUUGGCUGCCUGCUAUGGGCUGGUGCAUGUGCAUCCCUCUCUUUUGUCCUUGAUACAUUAAAUGUAGAUGAGCAAAAGACCUAGAGAAUGAUGAUACUGGGGAAAAGGCUGUGGCAAGGUUGGGAAGAAACUGGCCACUUGCACAUCAAGGCAGGUUUUCCAAAGGUAGCUAGCUGGGCCUUGAAGGAGAAUCCUCUGGAAGACAGGAGAACCACUUAGGCAUUUGGGGUUAAGAGAUGUUUGAUCACAAAUUUUCCCCAGACUUUACAAACCUGUCACUGCUAAAUAGCUUUCCAGUGUCCCCAGCUCCUCCCAAGAAUGUCUUGUUACUACCAUAAAGGUUGUUUGCCUCUGGGCCAGGCACAUAGGGCUGCAGAAACCACAUGAGUUCUGUAGUUGCCAGUUACAGGUUCAUGUCCCCGUCUGGCAGCUUUUUAAACCUUUCUCGUCUAGGAAGACAAGUGUGAUAUUCAUUGCCUUGCAGGGCAGCUCUGAAAGUCCACUGAAGCAGUCAGUGAGCCCUCUGGAACCCCUAGGUUACUGACAGGACUCUCAACUGCUAGGGGAGUGGUUGCUAAGUACCAAGUUGGGCAACAGUCUUAAGAGCAGCCUGCAGGUACCUAGCACCAACUUUGUAGUUGGUGCUAAUGUGUGGAGUGCUUUCUCCCUCUUUGUAUGUGGUGAUGGGGUGGGGUUGCUCAAGGCCUUCCAGUGGGUUGAGUGGUCACCGCAGGGUGAAAAAAGCUAGUUGAUCCUACCCAUGAGGUUGAAGUUUGAAGUGCAUUUGUCUGUGCUCCAAAUUCUGGGGUUGGGGUGAGUGUCACAUAGGUAUUAAGUUGCAGAGGCCAAAGCUGUCCCUGGGCAGGUGUGCCAGGUGAACAUGCAGGGCCCUGAGGCACCCAUACCCUUCUCUCAUGUGCCCCCUUGUGUGAGGAAGGCAUCCAAGGAACUUCAAUAGGGUUAAAUCUUAAAUCUUUGGCAGAGGAAGCUCCCAGAAUUAAUUUCCCAACAAGCUUUUACUAAACUCACCUCCUCCCUCCCCAGCACUAUGGUGGGAGCUGGGCACACAGAUGGAGACCAGGCCCCUGCCAGCUUGGAGCUCAGUCUGGUAGGCAGGCAGACGUGGGAACAGUGGCACCCAAUGUGAUCAGCACUGGCAGAGAAGGUUCUAGAGUAGUGGGGGUUGGGGGCUGCAGCAAACAGGAGGCCCCUUGGCCAUGAAGGUGUCUUAGUUGGUGCUGUGUAGGACACAGGCCAAAUAGAUGAUGUAGAGCUUCUUGUGUCUUAGGAUGACUGAGCAUGGGGUAGAGGUGGGAUGGAAAAAAGGAGUGGCCACAGCUCAGGUCAGUGAGCUGAAACCAGCUUUGAAAGCCAUGUUAAGGGUACAGGGCCUCAUCUGGACAGUUGGGGAGUCCCUAAAGGGUUUUAUCAGGAUGUCUAUCCCAGGAUCUACAAAAAUACACACCUCCCUACUCUACAUAUGGUUUAGAUGGCGCUGGGUUUGCACCCCUGCAUACAGUAUACCACAUAUAUGACCCAGAUGGAAAUGUUGCAAGAGAUGGAACAGCCUUCUAGCCAACAGUGUUAAAGGACAUAAGCUCAGAUAGGAAGGGCCAGAGGGUUGAGUGUGGCAGCUCAUGCCUGUAAUCCCAACUACAUAGGAGACAGAGCAAAGAAUGUAGCUAUGUGGAGGCCCUAGGUUUACUCACCAGUACUGGCGGUGGCGGGGGUGAGGUCUCGUGGUGUUAGUUGCUAACUGCAUCUCCAGAGUGUGAUCAGCAAAAGCAGAAUUGCAUUCCUGUCUUGGCAACAUCGAGUUGACUCCAAGGAGUCCCAGUGGUCAGGCUAGAAACGUGUCCAGCACCUAUUGGGAGAGCAGAGUAUUUGGUUUCAAAGGCCCAGCAUGAUAGCACCCAUGUGGGACAAUGAUUCUCCCAAUUAAAUCUGCUGUAAUGUACCUUAAGAAAAUAGAAUGGAUACUGGGUGGCUAUUCAGAACAUAUCCCCUCCCCAAAGGUGUGGCCACCUGGAUUGGUUCACUGAUCAGCCAAAUGAGUCCAAAACAAAAAAAGUUACGUGUUUAUUGGUUUGCUAGUUUUUGCAAACUAUUGGGUAACAGUUCUUUUUCCUCUGGAAAUAAUAGGUGGCCUAGAGCUGUGGAGCUUGUCUUUGCCACCUCUUGUCAAAAUGAUGCAGACACAGAAAGAAAAGAGAGAAGCAGAUACAUACUUGAUGUUGCUGAAACACCUAGAACCAAUUGUGACAAUCUCCAAACUUGCCAGUUAAUUGUGCCCUGUGGGCUCAAGCCUAUUUAUUUUAGGGUUCCAUGCUUUGCAAUCCAAAAUGCUCCAGCUGAUAGUAUGUUAAGAGGGUGUUUUUUGAAAGAUCAUCCUAAGAGCCAUAGAGAGGUUGGUGUAGAAACAACUCAGUUAAAAGACCAGGACAGCUAGGUUCAGAGUGGCCUCUUUAAGAAGACCUCAGGGUGGGUCCCUCUGUAGGGGUCAUCUCUGUUCCCUGGGGCAUGUUCUUGGGGUCAAAGCACUAGGUCUCCUCCUGGUUCUGUUUAGGCACCAGGUGAUGUAUGCCUGAUGGGGAGACAAAGGGUGCGGGCAUGAAUUGGGAGGGAACCACAAUGGAGUGGCUGCAGGCUCAAACCCCUGCCCACUGCGUGUGUGCAAAAGACUGUCGGAAUGUGGCCGGGUCCUCGAGGUGUAGACAGCUUUCCAGGCUGAGCUGUGUGUGUAUCGGGUUCUUCACCUCAGCAGCUGCUUGGCUGAAUAUCCAGUGUGUGUGACAUGUGCUUGGGUCUGCUGGUGUGCCCCCGGCCGAGCAGCCUGUCGCCAGGAUGCGUGUGGCAUAUGUAUUCCCUGUGCAGGAUGCCCUGAGGGUGUAAACUUGGCGCCCUUGUGUACCAGUUCUGGGCGCGGCAGGUGGAUGCUUAGUCCCACGCACCCCUUUCCCU
Molecule: messenger RNA, 6350 nt
Organism: Fukomys damarensis (Damara mole-rat)
Lineage: Eukaryota; Metazoa; Chordata; Mammalia; Rodentia; Bathyergidae
Gene: Grk6
Product: G protein-coupled receptor kinase 6
Exons: 16
Coding region: 69-1817 (582 amino acids)
Biological process (GO): signal transduction; protein phosphorylation; regulation of signal transduction
Cellular component (GO): plasma membrane; cytoplasm
Molecular function (GO): ATP binding; G protein-coupled receptor kinase activity
Source: RefSeq, a predicted model, not a curated record